UUAAACACAAAAUAAAGCAAAACAAAAAUAACUCCUUAGAUGUCUCUCAUAUGUAGCCAGUUUUGGUAAUAUGUAGCCAGGUUUGGCAGACUGAGGAGGGGUUAUCUGCUUGUCCUUCAAAUAAUUCUCCAUAACUAUAGUUUCUUUUACCCAGGCUUUUGUUAGGUAUCAAAAAGUAAACAGUUGAAAGUUACUUCUUGGAAAGAGUCUGGAAUGUAAGAGGCUUCAGAGCUGCAUGUUGAAGGUAGAUCCAUACACUUCACAGUUCAGUGAAGCAAAUGGUAGUUUAUCUUCUCUUUUAGACACCGUGGAACAUUCACGGUUGGAUACGUGGCAGAGAAAAAAUUUUUGCAGGCUGUUCCGGAACCUUGUUAGACAAUAAUUCUGUACUAUAUUUCUCUAGAACAAUGUCUGGCCAAGAUUCCAAAUUUUUACAGCAUAAGAAAUCGGUGGAGAUAAUUUGUGCUUGAAAAAAAUGUUCAAAACUGAAGUUACCAAAUUAGCCAUUUUUAGCUUUUGAUAAAGGCAGGAUGAAUUAAUUGCCAAAUGGACACCUAUUUUUAAACAAAUGGAUCGAUCCGCUUUACCAAGUUAUUGACUAUCAUUCAAAUUAAUUUUAGAGAACACCUGUCUCAAAUAAUUAGGCUAGUUAGUAUAAGGAGAGUUGAAUAUCUUCCCCACAGCUGUUAGAGAGCAGGACCCCAGUCCACAGAAGCCAUUCCUAAUUCAGGUCAAUCAAUAGCUGUAUUAGCAUACAGCUGGUGCCCGUAUUUUUAGCCUCCUUUGCAGGCUACAUGGAUUCAGAUGGUCCUACAUAAGUUUUCGGCUAAUGCCUGUUCCAGGGUUUGUCAUUUGAUCCGUCAGGAGUCUUUCAGGGCUUCUGAAGAGACAAACACCAUAAGCCUGAGGAGUGAUACUCUCACCAUUGUUUGUCUUUUCAGGCCAUCUCGGCACCCACGGUAGUGCCCAGGCCUUGGCCCUAAAUGAGACUAUUGGCCUGGAUAUCACCUCACUUUUGUUAUAAAGCUUUAAUUUCAUGCAACAUACGGCUCCUUCUCUGCACUACAGUCAGGAUUUUCAAUUUGGUCCCUAAAAGGAGCUGCCGGUCCGGACGCCUUGGACCACACCCAAGGCACUUGGACACCGUUGUGCAGCGGGUGACUGCUCAUGAGCUACGCAGCAAGGAAAAGGGGUUUCCCUCCAGUCCCAGCGCUUUGUCCCCGCGCGGCCCCCGUCCGUCCUCCCUGGAGCCGCUUGCCGGUCAAAAAGUUAGUUUCUCCAGGUUCCGGGCUCGGCGACAUCGGACGCGAAGUGUGAGUCCCUUCGAGGACAAGCUCGGCCCGCUGCUCGGGCUAUUAGGAACCUCAAUCAUAGAGAGAAAAACAUCUCACCAGCAGUGGGGUCGAAGCAAUGUUAUGGAAGGAAAAGUUCCUCACAUAAGGAUGGAGAGUGGAGCAGCUAUUGAGGAAUUCUAUACUUUUGGAAGAACGCUGGGACAAGGAAGUUUUGGAAUGGUCUUUGAAGCUAUAGACAAGGAAACAGACACUAAGUGGGCAAUUAAAAAAGUAAAUAAAGAAAAGGCUGGAAGUUCUGCUGUGAAGUUACUUGAACGGGAGGUGAACAUCCUAAAAAGUGUAAAACAUGAGCACAUCAUACAUUUGGAACAAAUAUUUGAGACGCCUAAGAAAAUGUACCUUGUGAUGGAACUUUGUGAGGAUGGAGAACUCAAAGAAAUUUUGGAUAGGAAAAGGCAUUUCUCAGAGAAUGAGACGAGGUGGAUCAUUCAAAGUCUUGCAUCAGCUAUUGUAUAUCUUCACAAUAAGGAUAUAGUACAUAGAGAUCUAAAACUGGAAAACAUAAUGGUUAAAAGCAGCUUUAUUGAUGCAAACAAUGAAAUGAACUUAAAUAUAAAGGUGACUGAUUUUGGCUUAGCAGUGCAGAAGCAUGGUAGGAGUGAAGCCAUGCUGCAGGCCACCUGUGGGACUCCUAUCUAUAUGGCACCUGAAGUUAUCAAUGCCCACGACUACAGCCAGCAAUGUGACAUUUGGAGCGUAGGUGUCAUAAUGUACAUUUUAUUAUGUGGAGAACCACCCUUUUUGGCAAACUCAGAAGAGAAGCUUUUUGAGUUAAUAAGAAAGGGAGAACUACAUUUUGAGGAUCCAAUCUGGAAUUCCAUAAGUGAUAGUGCUAAAAGUGUUUUGAAACAGCUUUUGAAAGUAGAUCCUGCUCACAGAAUCACAGCUAAGGAACUACUAGAUAACCAGUGGUUAACAGGCAAUACACUUUCUUCAGUGAGACCAACAAAUGUAUUAGAAAUGAUGAAAGAAUGGAAAAAUAACCCAGAAAGUGACGAGGAAAACAAGAAAGAGGAGAAGAAUAAUCAGUUCCGUCAAGAAAAGUUGGAAUAUCACCAGCAACGCAGAAAUGUCCCUGCUGUCAAUGACACUUCAGGUGAAAAGGAGGAAAACCCAGCAAAACAACCCACUGCUUAUGAAAAGAAAUUGCCUGCAACCAGUAAGAAGGCAGAUACAAAUGACUUUGACACGUGCUGUUCAAGUUCCACAUCUAGCAAACUCCUUCCACCUGCACUCAAGGGAGAAGUACAGAAAAGUUCUGUGACUCCAAGCCAAGGAGGAGCAACCAAAUCCACUGCUAAAUCCACUGCCCUGUUUCGAAGCAAAAAAACCCCCUAAUGUUCCCUCCAGUUCUGAACAAACAGUACAAAAACAAACUGCUCUUUCUAGUGCUAAAGGGGGAGUUUAGGAGGGGAAAGAACAGUGCUACACUGAGCUUUCGGCCUUUAGGUCCGCCAAGCCCUGCCUUGGUCUGCACCAGUUUAAAAUUGAAGCCAGUUAUCUCCAAAGCAGCAUAAACUGUAUGGAGUAUUAAAGCACAGCCACCAACAGGCAGGAUGGCUGUGCAGCUAAAAUCAACCCAAGAUGUAUCUAAGGCUUGUUUAGGGGGCAGAUGCCCUUAAUGCAAGGCUGUGGCAAUACUGCUCAGUUUUAUUUCAAAUUCUUAGGUUUAGGCACAGUUAUUUAUAGGGGAAAACAAGAGGUCAAAUAUGGUAAUGGAGGUUUCAAAUAAUUAUGUGUGCUUUGCACUAGAAGACUUUGUUAGAAAAUUACAAAUAACCUUCCCAUAGGCAUUAUGGUGAAAGUGCUUCAAUCCUUUGCAUGUGUUCUUGUAACUUUAAGUUGCUAUGGAUUGUUUAAGACAACUUAUUUUAAGCAUAGAAAAAUAAGACAUUUUGUAACUGCUUACCAUUAACUUGCUGCUAAAUUCCCAGUGUAUUGAUUCAAUCAAUAAAGAUCAGAUGUUGCCUAUA
Heterocephalus glaber (naked mole-rat) is the source of this 3328-nucleotide messenger RNA. RefSeq names its product serine/threonine kinase 33 (gene Stk33). Lineage: Eukaryota; Metazoa; Chordata; Mammalia; Rodentia; Bathyergidae. Gene Ontology annotation, molecular function: protein kinase activity; ATP binding. The record is from RefSeq and is a predicted model, not a curated record. Gene Ontology annotation, biological process: protein phosphorylation.